CUGGAGAGAGCAGUUGGAGGCUCCGACACCAGGGUUCCAGGCGCCCGGAUCUGCAGUGAGGACCAGACACCCCUGAUUACAAGAUGUGCUCCCUCCCCAUGGCGAAAUACUACAUAAUCAAGGAUGCGGAUCAGAAGGCGCUGUACACAAGAGAUGGCCAGCUGCUGGUGGGCGACCCCGACACCGCUGACUGCAGCGCUGAGAAGAUCUGCGUACUUCCUAACAGGGACCUGGACCGGGCCAAGGUCCCCAUCCUCCUGGGGCUCCAGGGAGGGAGCCGCUGCCUGGCAUGUGUGCAGACAGAAGAGGGACCUUCCCUGCAGCUGGAGGACGUGAACAUCGAGGACCUGUACAAGGGAGGCGAACGGGCCACGCGAUUCACCUUCUUCCAGAGCAGCCUGGGCUCCGCCUUCAGGUUGGAGGCAGCCGCCUGCCCUGGCUGGUUCCUCUGCGGCCCGGAGGAGCCCCAGCAGCCGGUGCGGCUUGCCAAGGAGAGCGAGCCCUCGGCCCGCACUGAGUUCUACUUUGAACAGAGUCGGUAGGGAGGCAGGAGGCGCAGUCCAGCCUGUGCCCCCAAGCCAAGCUCAUCCCACUUGUGGUGGGCAGAAUCUGAGUGUGUACCCUUCACUGCCAAGUCACUUAGCAAGUGUGACUCGGUUAAGCACCCUGAGCUCCCUGGUGGGCCUGUGGUCACCACAAGGGACACGUGAGAUGGAGGCAGGAGGGUCAGGGGCAGAGGGGGAUUGGAGGAUGCCAUGCUGCUGGGUUUGGGGAUGGAGAAGGGAGCCACAUGCCACCCAAGCAAGUGUUUCUGGUGGCUGGAAAAGGCCAGGGAAGAGAUCCUCCUCAGAGUCCCCAGAAGUCCCUGACACACUUUCAGACUUCUGACCUCCAGAACAUGAAAAAGAAUAAACUUGUGUUGCUUUAA
Molecule: messenger RNA, 928 nt
Organism: Ictidomys tridecemlineatus (thirteen-lined ground squirrel)
Lineage: Eukaryota; Metazoa; Chordata; Mammalia; Rodentia; Sciuridae
Source: RefSeq, a predicted model, not a curated record